CCGAAAAUCCAAUCCUCGAUAACUCUCUCUCCACCAAAAGCUUCCAAACCCUAACCCUAGUUCUCAACCAUGCUCUUCGACCUCUGCAAUCGUCCCCGGGCUUGAAAAUUAGCGGAGGAAUUUUGUUCGCGCCGUCAAUUUCUCGGGAUUUCGCUGGAAGAUUCCCGAUUUCUCUGUUUUCGGGUGUGCCAGAAGCGUCUCGAGUUCGCGAGUUUUUCCGAGGCCAGUCGAGGAUUUCCGCGCGAAGAUCCGAUCCCGGAUUGGUUUGUUGUUCGCUCAUCGGAUCAAUUCCUGAAUCUAGGGUUUUCCGAUUCUGGAACUUUUUUUUUGGAGGAAGAGAUCGGCGUUUGCUUUGUCCCGUUUUGAGAAGAAGAACCGGUGAUUCGUCUUCCUCCGGGAGGUGAAGUUUGAUUUGCAACGGCGGUGAUCGGCAGUGGAGGAAGCCCUUGACGCACUGGUUGAUUCAGAUAUUUUUUCUCGAUCGAGGCUUCGCAAGAUUACGUCUCUGCCAACUUUCUGCAUAAUUGGAUGCACAAAAUUUUCGUAUUCCAGAAAAAUCUCGGUCUCAAUUGAAGAAGAUUUUGGACGAGCUUCGACGCGGCGGUUCGAUUCCUUAUUGAGUAUUUGAAGAAAAAGAAAAUAAAAAGAGCUUGAAUUUUUGUACCUUUCAAUUUUUAUUUUUGUUUUUUGAAUAUAAGGGCCGUAUAUUUUUUUUGGUGGCCUUUGAAUUUUGGUUAUCUUGGCUUCAGGGCUUUUGUUUGUUCUUAUUUUGAUAUAAUAUUAUUUUUUUUAGAAGACAUUAAAGAAAAGAAUUUACCAUGGCGGUGUAUUAUAAAUUUAAGAGUGCGAGAGAUUAUGAUUCAAUUCCUAUGGACGGUCCUUUCAUCUCAGUUGGUACUUUGAAAGAAAAAAUUUUUGAAUUCAAGCAUUUGGGAAGGGGUACUGAUUUCGACCUUGUGGUCACCAACGCCCAGACCAAUGAAGAAUAUCUUGAUGAAGCAAUGUUGAUACCAAAAAAUACAUCCGUUUUAAUUCGUCGCGUUCCAGGAAGGCCUCGUAUGCCCAUUGUUACUGAUCCAAAUCCAAAGGUGGAAGAAAAGGUGGAAAGCACUGAACCGGAAAGGACCAGCUUCCCAGUAGCUGAUUCAUCUAUCAUGAAAUAUCCUGAUGACUCUGAAUGGGAUGAUCUUGGGGGUGAUUUGUAUGAAAUUCCUGAAGCCGUGCCAGUUCAGUCAAGUAAUGUAAUUCCAGAAGCUCCCCCUACAAAUAAAGCUGAUGAGGAUAGCAAGAUUAAGGCAUUUAUUGAAACUCCAGCCUUGGAUUGGCAACGUCAAGGUUCUGAUGGGUUUGGUCCUGGUAGAGGUUUUGUCCGAGGUAUGGGUGGAAGGAUGAUGGGUGGACGUGGUUUCGGUCGAGUAGGGUUGGAGAGGAAAACACCUCCACAGGGCUAUGUAUGUCACAGGUGCAAGGUGCCUGGACAUUUCAUUCAACACUGCCCUACAAAUGGCGAUCCCAAUUUUGACAUCAAAAGAGUGAAGCCACCCACUGGCAUUCCAAAGUCCAUGCUGAUGGCAACCCCAGAUGGCUCAUAUGCGUUGCCAAGUGGUGCAGUGGCUGUCUUGAAGCCAAAUGAAGCUGCUUUUGAGAAGGAAAUUGAGGGGUUACCAUCUACUACACGGUCUGUUGGUGACCUACCACCUGAGCUACACUGUCCACUGUGCAAGGAAGUAAUGAAAGAUGCAGUCUUGACUAGCAAGUGCUGCUUUAAGAGCUUCUGUGAUAAAUGUAUCAGGGACUAUAUUAUUUCAAAGUCAAUGUGUGUCUGUGGGGCUACAAAUAUACUGGCGGAUGAUCUUUUGCCUAAUAAGACACUUCGGGAUACAAUCAAUCGAAUCUUGGAAUCUGGUAAUAGUAGUGCUGAAAAUGCUGGGAGUACAUUCCAAGUUCAAGACAUGGAGUCUGCACGCUGCCCGCAGCCCAAGAUUCCUUCCCCAACUAUGUCUGCUGCUUCUAAGGGAGAACAAAAUCCAGCACCUUGUAAUGAAGAAACUCCAAAAGUACAGGAAACUGCAGUUGUGACAAAGCCUGUAAUUGCUACACAGCCGCCGAUAGAGAAAGUGAGGACUUCCAAAGUGGCUGAUGUAUCUGAAGCCACCCAUGAGUCCAUCAGUGUGAAGGAACCAGCAUCACAAGGCAGUGCUCCAUUAGUUGAGGAAGAAGUGCAGCAGAAGCUGGCUUCUGGGGAACUAGGAAGGAAAAAGAAAAAGAAGAAAAUUCGCAUGCCUGCUAAUGAUUUGCAGUGGAAAGCCCCACAAGAUUUUCCAGUUGAUAAUUAUAUGAUGCCUAUGGGGCCUUCAACGUAUAAUCCAUACUGGUCAGGAGUGCAACCUGGUAUGGACGGAUUUAUGGCGCCAUUCCCUGGACCUAUGCCUUAUAUGGGUUAUGGUCUCGGACCCCUAGACAUGCCAUUUCCAGGUUUCGUUCCACAGGAUCCAUAUGCUUCUCAAGGUUGUAUGUUCCCUCCUGUUCCACUUCAGAGGGAUCUUGCGGAGUUUAGUAUGCCAAUGAACCUUCCACCCCCUGCCAUGAGUAGAGAGGAAUUUGAGGCUCGGAAAGCUGACUUGAGAAGAAAGCGUGAGAUGGAGAGACGGGGGGCUGAAAGUAGGGAGUUCGUGAAAGAUCGGGAUUUUGGCAGAGAAGUGAGCAGCAGUGGCGACAUCCCUAUGAUGAGACCAAAAUCUAAACUACCAGUGGACCGACCGUCGAGUCCUGACUAUCACCGACGCCACAGAUCGGAGAGAUCCUCCAUUGAAAGACCUCCGCGAGAUCUCGAACCUCCACGACCUCCCAAGAGAAAGUCCGACAACCACCACAACGACCACGACUACGACUAUGACAGGCAUCACGAUCGCGACGACACUGAUCACCACCACCACAACAACCAACAUCACCGUCGCCGUGCCGAAUCUUCCGAAGCUUCCGGUAAACAUUCCGCCGCCUCUGCUUCGGAGUCGGCGGCCGCGGCGUUAGAUCGUAAGCAUAAGGCAAGCGUCUUCUCACGCAUAAGCUUCCCGGAGGGUGAGGCGGCCAGCAAGAAGCGCAAGGUUUCCUCCUCCUCUGCUCCUUCGGCGGCGGUGGAGGCGGCCGGCGUCGGUGCCUCCGCGUCUUCGGCGGCUCAUCACCACAAGGCGACGGCGAAUGGAUACUACGACGAUCACAAGUCGUCUUCUUCGUCAAUGAAGGCAGCGGCGGCAGCGUCGGUGACGAGCGGGGGAGGGAGGAAGUCGCGGUCGGUGGAGUACGAGUCUAGCGACGACGAACGGCAUUUCAAGAGGAAGCCGUCAAGGUACGAGCCAUCGCCACCUGCACCGCCGGUUGAGAUGGAAGAGCCGAAGCACUCUAGAGGUUCGAGGGAACGUGAUCGGAGCAGGCACAGAUAGAGCAGAGCAACUGCAGUUUCUCUCUCCCUAUCUCUGACUGCUGGUGAGAGAGAAAGAGGAGAGAGAGUGCAAUGAAGACUACAUGCAGCACAGGGGAUUAGAGGGGAGAGAUUGAGUGGGUCAUCGUCAUGAUAUUGAUAUGAUCGAAACUUUUUUUUUUUUUUUUUUUUUUUGAGGGGAUAAUUCUAAAAUGGGUGAUGAUUUUAUCCUCCGUCGUUAUGUAACAUUUUGUGGAAGGCUGGAGCUUUAUUUUCAGUUUAUACGUACUCUUUGCUUAAAUUUUAUAAUAAAAAUUAUUUU
Molecule: messenger RNA, 3740 nt
Organism: Morus notabilis
Lineage: Eukaryota; Viridiplantae; Streptophyta; Magnoliopsida; Rosales; Moraceae
Product: E3 ubiquitin ligase PARAQUAT TOLERANCE 3
Exons: 15
Coding region: 819-3440 (873 amino acids)
Biological process (GO): protein ubiquitination; mRNA processing; ubiquitin-dependent protein catabolic process
Cellular component (GO): nucleus
Molecular function (GO): zinc ion binding; ubiquitin protein ligase activity; nucleic acid binding
Source: RefSeq, a predicted model, not a curated record